UGACUAUGCGGGCGACUUGUUUCACUUCUGGGCAGCACUCCCCGUCAUAAAAGCCCGCCUUUCCCCCCCUUGGCCGUUCUUUGGGCUCUGGACAUUCAUUUUGAAGUUUUGGCUUUCUCUGCGUAAUUUCGCGUAGAAUUCGCUUGAUUUUUCUCGGCCAAUAUCUAAAUCUUUGGAACCCCCCUGGUCUGGAAUUCUUUCGACAACGCCGCUUACACAACGAAAUGCUAGGCCCUCCACAGAGAUGCGCUGCUGUUGUUGUUGGGGCCGGCCCGGCUGGGUUGGCUGUCGUGGGCACUCUGCUUGAGAAGCAACUCGGAAACAUCGUCUGGGUCGACCCUUGUUUCCAGGGCGGCCGUGUAAAUCGGAAAUAUCGUGAAGUCCCAAGGAAUCAAAUAAGCAACACCAAAGUGGCAUUGUUCCAAGCGUUUGCAACUGCAGUGCAGCCCUUUCGGUCUGUUAUCAAUGGCACUCGUAUUCCCAAUGCUUUCACCACCAUGGCCAAGCUUGAUCAAGACAAACCCUGCCAUCUUCAUCAUGCGGCGGAUGUCGUUCGAGCUUUGACCGAUGGAAUCGUAAAGAUGGAGCAGCUGCAUACCUGCCGCGGCCAUGUCACCUCUGCCAAUCUAGACUACACACGUUCAUGGACUGUGCGCAUCCAAGAAGCUGACUCCGUCGGUGAAGUUGAAGUCACGGCGUCUCGUUUAAUCCUCUGCACUGGAUCGUCGCCGACGGAAAUCCCUAUCCCAGUUCAAGGAGUUAGUGUACCCAGACUCAACCUAGAUGUAGUCCUGAAGCCAAGUGAGCUGGCCUCGACUCUUCCUCAAAGCUCGCCAUGCACCGUGGCAGUAGUUGGCGCCUCACAUAGCGCCAUUCUGGCCCUGCUCAACCUCUUCGACCUGGCUCGAACUUCCCACCCCCAGCUUCGCAUUAAAUGGUUCACCCGCCAUUCCCUUCGAUAUGCAGAAUACAUGGACGGCUGGAUCCUCCGGGACAACACCGGUCUUAAAGGCCGUGCCGCUGAUUUCGCCCGUCAACAGCUGGAGGACAAUGUACUUGCGACUUCCGAAGCGGGCCGAUUCAUCACCAAGAUCAACUGUGCUGGUGGUCAAAGUAAAGAGGCGGCACAGUAUGAGCGCCAUCUUCCGUCAUGCGCCUAUCUCACCCAAGCCAUCGGGUAUACCCGCGACCCGAUCCCAGCGCUAUCCAUUGACAGGUCGCCCCUUCUAUCCGAAGACCUCAAAUGGGAUUCGAGUUUUGGUGGCUUCACAGACCGCAGUGGUGCAAUUAUUUCUGGCCUCCACGGCGCGGGCAUUGCGUUUCCCGAACGUGUCGUUGACCCCCACGGUAAUGUAGAGCAUGCCGUGGGAUUCUUCAAGUUCAUGAAGUUCCUUAAGCGAGUUUCUCCACAAUGGGUAUAAUGGCCCAACAUAUUCUCUCUUUGUUUUACCUCUUGCGAGUGAGCGUUUCAUACCCCAGUACAAGCCAAAGAUGGCUUCCUACGUGCCAUGACCCUAAUCUUCGAAUCCAUAUUACUAUAACCGCCGCUGGAUAGGCGAUGACUAGAUGGGGAGAAUGCAAUCAGUUACUCUAAGUGCUUAUACUUCUUCUUUCUUCAUAAAUACAGCGGUAAUCAAUCAAUGGGC
This is a messenger RNA of Aspergillus versicolor CBS 583.65, 1646 nucleotides long. RefSeq lists its product as uncharacterized. The transcript has 3 exons. The record is from RefSeq and is a predicted model, not a curated record. The coding region runs from base 225 to 1421 and encodes 398 amino acids. Gene Ontology annotation, molecular function: oxidoreductase activity. NCBI's taxonomy places the organism in Eukaryota, Fungi, Ascomycota, Eurotiomycetes, Eurotiales, Aspergillaceae.